Messenger RNA from Nannizzia gypsea CBS 118893, 1395 nucleotides. RefSeq lists its product as hypothetical. Gene Ontology annotation, molecular function: transmembrane transporter activity. Lineage: Eukaryota; Fungi; Ascomycota; Eurotiomycetes; Onygenales; Arthrodermataceae. Gene Ontology annotation, biological process: transmembrane transport. The record is from RefSeq and is a predicted model, not a curated record. The transcript is spliced from 3 exons. Gene Ontology annotation, cellular component: fungal-type vacuole membrane. The coding region runs from base 1 to 1395 and encodes 464 amino acids.
AUGCCAGCUAUCCAGUCCCCCGGGGCGGCUAUCUCGCACCAACGUGGCGAGCGUUGGGACCAGGCUCAUGAACUUGCACCUGCGGAUGAGGUGGUUGCGGAUGCUGCGGGCCGGCAUGAGUUUGCUCCCACUACUCGCAGCCGGCAGAUUGCAGUUUUGAUAUGCAGCUUCCUGGCUGUUGCUAUGACCAUAGGCCCGAAUUUUUCAUACGGUGUAUUCCAGGAAUUCUACGUUACGAAUAGCAAGAGCAUCUUAGCCCCAUCCGAGGCAAAGAACAGAGCAGCGGUAGCCUUGGUUGGUACACUCGGCGCUGGGUUGACCUGGAAUGGCUCCAUUGUGAUCAAUCCUCUCGUGAGUAGACUGAGCGGCAAUGCAAAUCAGAAGAUUGCAACUGCAGGAUGCUGCCUGAUGAGCGCUUCGUAUGCACUUGCUAGCACGUCCCAAACGAUAUGGCAACUUUUAUUGACCCAGGGUCUACUAUACGGAAUGGGCAGUUCCAUGGUUUAUUUUCCCAUCCUUAGUGUUGCCCCAGAGUAUUUCGAUCGCCAUCGUGGAGCUGCUAUGGGGUUCAUACUAAGCGGUGCGAGCAUCGGAGGACUGGUAUUCUCCCCUCUCAUUCGAACACUUCUGGGUGUUAUUGGUAUCCGCUGGACACUAAGAGCAAUGGCCCUCGCAAAUCUUAUUGUCACCCUUCCAGUUGCAAUAUCCGCACCUCCAACCCGCAGCAUGACCAGAAGACCCACGCUGAUCAACAUACGGCUUGCAAAAAAGCCAGCAUUUAUUUUACAGUCUUUUGCAGCCUUACUGCAAGCGAGCGGAAAUUUUGUGCCAAUGACGUUUUUACCUGAGUUUUCAACUGUUAUCGGCUACUCUGUUUCCUUUGGUGCUACGCUACUUGCUGUUAAUAACGGCAUUAACGCAGUGUCACGAGUCCUUAUGGGUGUUACAGCAGAUAAGCUUGGGAGGCAAAAUACCCUAGUUCUCGGUGUUGCUGGAAGCGCCGCAAGUGUAUGGUGCCUAUGGCUCGCGGCUGCUGUUAAUGGUGGCAAGACCCCGUGGCUCAUAUUUGUUGUUGUAUAUGGAAUCCUAGCAGCGUUCAAUGCACUCUUUCCAACCACAGUCACGGAGAUAUUUGGCGUACAUGCCUACGCCUCUGUCAAUGGUUUUCUUUACUUUGUGAGGGGUCUUGGUGCACUUUUUGGAUCCCCCGUUGCUGGGUUUAUUUUAGGAGAUUCUCGUGUCCCUUCACCGGGUCAGGAGACCUCUACUCUGUUGCAUAAUUAUCAGAACCUCAUCUGGUAUGAUGGUGCCCUCCUUCUGGCCUCGUCCAUUUGCGUAAUUGGGGUACGCGGUUUUGAUGCCCUGGAAAAACGCAAGUGGGUUUGGAGAGCAUAA